CCUGUGGUGGCCUGUGGUUAAAGCUCCCAAAAACAUAACCUGGAAACUAAAUAAAACGACAGAUUGAUAAAAGAAAGAUCGUUCUGUUAUUUGUGGAAAGGAAAACGCGAGUUCGAGGGCUGGUGCUUGAGUUGAUAGCGAGUUUAGGGAGAUCUAGUUACUGAAAAUGUUCAAAAAAUUCGAUGAGAAGGACAGUGUCUCGGGGGUGCAGCAGCUCAAGUCUUCCAUUCAGAAGGGGAUUAGGUCGAAAUUGCUGGAGUUGUAUCCCCACCUGGAGAGCCAUAUUGAUCAGAUUAUUCCAAAGAAGGACGCUUUUCGUCUUGUGAAAUGUCACGAUCAUAUUGAGAUUAUGGUAAAUGCAGCUGGAGAACUGCUGUUUUUCAGACAACGAGAGGGAUCCUGGAUGCCAACCCUGCGAUUGCUGCACAAAUAUCCAUUUUUUUUACCAGUAGAACAGGUCGAUAAAGGUGCCAUAAGAUUCGUCCUCAGUGGAGCCAACAUAAUGUGUCCAGGAUUGACAUCAAAAGGAGCCAAGAUGACUCCCGUCACCAAGGGAACAGUUGUCGCUGUGAUGGCUGAGGGAAAGCAGCACGCACUGGCUGUUGGUGUCGCAGCAUUGUCAACAGACGACAUAGCUAAAGUAAACAAAGGAGUAGGUAUUGAAAAUUGUCAUUAUCUCAACGACGGUCUGUGGCAAAUGAAAGCUGUAAAGUAAGAUUAAUAAAGGCCUACAAAACAUUCUUAUUGUAAUUAUAAAACUGUUUGUUUUUUAUUUUCUUGUUCAUCAGC
This is a messenger RNA of Diachasma alloeum, 789 nucleotides long. It is a transcript of the gene MCTS1, whose product is annotated as malignant T-cell-amplified sequence 1 homolog. NCBI's taxonomy places the organism in Eukaryota, Metazoa, Arthropoda, Insecta, Hymenoptera, Braconidae. Gene Ontology annotation, molecular function: RNA binding. The coding region runs from base 167 to 715 and encodes 182 amino acids. The record is from RefSeq and is a predicted model, not a curated record. Gene Ontology annotation, biological process: formation of translation preinitiation complex. The transcript has 6 exons.